Clonostachys solani is the source of this 1398-nucleotide messenger RNA. Lineage: Eukaryota; Fungi; Ascomycota; Sordariomycetes; Hypocreales; Bionectriaceae. The record is from the annotation of a GenBank genome assembly.
AUGGCAUUACCGCCUGAAAUCGUUUCUCAUAUUGUCUCGCAACUGCUGGAGCCUGUCUGCAUGCCAUACUGGUCGAAGGAACUCGAUGGCGACAAUGGCUGGGAGGGUUUCAAGCAGUGUGCGCCUUCAAGGAUAGUAAGCUUCGAGAAGAAGGGGCCCUAUUGGCUGUCGGGUUAUUCAGAAUACGAGAUGACCUUCUACAACGUGGACAUCAAUCUCAGAACGCUCUUGAAUCUCCGCCUAGUGUCCCAUGAGUGGAACAUGGCUUCCACUGCUAUUCUGCGGAAGCAUCACUGGUGGAGAGCGUCUUUGGAGGAUGAAGACAGAAGCCUAGAGAUGGCUAUCAACGCUACAUGUGCGGCGAAGACUCGAAGGCUCGUGGGAAGAGGAGCAGAUCAAGAAACUGGUCAACCAAACUACUACGACCGGCUCUUUGACCAGCAGGAUGCAGCAUUUCCUUUGGCCCCGGAGAAUAACGAGCUAACGCCACCUUAUUCAGCCCUGAGAAAUCUUUUUGAUAACAUCGAGGGCAUUGAGGCACUGCAACUUUCAUAUCCAACGGCGUUAGGGCUGCCAAUUCAGAGCCAACUCCUUACCGACCCAAAAGCUGAAGUAGAUUGCAUAGAUUUGCAAAUCAUGAAGAACAUAACCGCAACUCUUCAAUAUGGCUUUCUAUCACCUGCCUUGAGCAGUCUGACGGACCUUUCUCUCCACCUUCCCUGCACGCAUAAUGUCGGAGAAGUAGUUAGUUGCCUGCACCAGACGGCCCGGGACCGCCUCAAACAUUUCGACAUUGGCAUUACCGAUCAAACCGGUCAAUUUGGAGACAAGUUCACAGUGCGAGAUGAAGAGGACGAAGACGCCAUUCCUCAUGACCACAACGAGUUUCUUCAGAGCCCACUUCAAGAUCUCUACCCCAAUACAGAGCACCAAGGACCACUUUGGGAGUUCAUAGCCGCAUGCCCAAAUCUUGAGUCCCUUGCGGUGAAUGCCACCCACUUUCUGGACCUUGAUUAUUUGACGGAAAGAAACAUUCCAAUUUCCAAGCGUCUCAAGGUUCUAUGGCUUCAUCGGGUAUACGCCAGUGUUCCAUCUUUGAAAGCCCUGAUGGGUCGUAAUGGUGAGAAGCUUCCGAUUCAACGAGUAAGACUGGAUGAAGUCAAGAUUCAUGUCGAUGGCGGCUUUUGGUAUGACCUGUUUUCAUUUUUGAUGGAAGAUGGCCACAACCUUGAGUUCGCAAGCUUUGACCAACUGACAUACUUUCGGGGCCAUCCUAGCUAUUAUCCGCUCUCGAGGUCAUGGAAGAAUAACGACGACCUCUGGUCAAUGUCUAGGAGGGACAGAGAGUACAUCCAUAAGUUGCUUCUUAAAGUCACGUCCAAGUAUACCUUCCCUUAG